This is a messenger RNA of Emiliania huxleyi CCMP1516, 768 nucleotides long. RefSeq lists its product as hypothetical. NCBI's taxonomy places the organism in Eukaryota, Haptophyta, Isochrysidales, Noelaerhabdaceae. The coding region runs from base 1 to 768 and encodes 255 amino acids. The record is from RefSeq and is a predicted model, not a curated record. Gene Ontology annotation, molecular function: calcium ion binding. The transcript has 2 exons.
AUGUUGUUGAUCCUGCACACCACGCUGGUCACCCUGCGCCUGCACACCACGCUGGUCACCGUGCGCCCCUGUACCGCCCCGUCCCCUCUCCGCGCGGGCCGCCCAAGCGCAAAAGGCUGGCAAAAGGGCCUGCCAGAGGGGUUUGUGCUCGACGAGACGCCUCCAUCGGAGCAGCCUGCCCCCGAGCCCGCACCGACGGGCAACGCAUCCUAUCCCAGCAGCUGUCUCGACCCCGCCGUGAUCGAUCUCGAUCUGAUGCUGGCGCUCAACGCCGCCGACGCCGACGCCGUCGCCGCAGAAGCCGACGCAAUCUUUGGUGCGAUUGACACAAACGGCGACGGCUCUGUCUCCCUCGACGAGCUGUCCGAGCACCUCUUCGCCGAAGCCGGGAACCCCGCGGCGGAGCGCAUUUUUGCCGCGAUCGACGCGGAUGCCGAUGGCGAGAUCUCGUCUGCGGAGCUGCGCAAUGCCUUCUCGCGCUCGGCGAGCGCGAGCAUUCGGAUGGCGCUGGGGCUGGCCAGCGGCUCGCCUCGCGCGAGGCCGGCCACGCCCCAGCCGACCGACCGCUCCGCGCUGGCCGACGAGCUGUUCGAGGCGCUCGACGCAGACGCCGAUGGCCGAAUCUCCGGCUACUACCACGUGACGGUCGACGCCAUCUUUGGCGCGAUGGACCUAGACUCGGACGGCGAGGUGUCACGGGAGGAGCUGCGGCACGUCUUUUCGAGGUACCAGUUCUCGGCGCUGCGGCUGGCGCUGGGCUAUCGGUAG